ACCAUAAACAGCAAACUUCCUUCUGACAUGCGCAAUUUAGUAUUAUGGGUCUUUUUGCAGCUGUGUUGCAAAUUUUGAAGAAGUCAUAGCCCUUGCCACCGUCUAUCCUAGCUCUGGGGUAUCCUCAGUAGAAUCUUUGAAAUUUGGCCUCCUUGUUGAGGUAAGAACGACAUGAGAAGUUGAACUCAUGAUUGCUCGUUGGCGAAUGCGUGGAUACGCAUGCUCGAAUUCGUUGGUUGAAAUUUCCAUUAUGAACCGAAAGAGCAUAUGAAUUGCCUGCCAGCUCAGACCAUCAGGGUCGUCACGAUCAAACAACCUACAAGCGCUGAAAGAUCCUCUAGCGACAUGUUCGGGGACGAGAAAUACGCAGGGAUCUCUGCGUCUGAAAUUGACACUGGCGCUCAGCUCGUUGCUGGGUUGACUUCGACUCUUGAGCCUGAUGAGGCUUUGAGAAUAAGGAAGAAGAUCGACAGACAUGUUAUGCCUCUGAUGUGUGUUCUUUUUGGGAUCCAACUCGUGGACAAGAUAACCUUAGGUUCUGCGGCUAUCCUUGGAAUUCAGCAGGCCACACACCUGACUGUGAAUGAGUUCAAUUGGCUUGGCACUGCAUUUUAUCUCGGUUACAUUCUCUUCGAGUAUCCCCAGAAUCUUGCCCUUCAGAGAUUUCCGGUCGGAAAGUGGAUGAGUAUUAAUAUCUUCGUCUGGGCAAUCGCGCUUGCAUGUCAUGCAGCGUGCAAGAACUUUCGUGAGCUUCUUGUCGUGCGCUUGUUGCUGGGCGUAUGCGAGGGGUCGAACACUGCGGGAUUCUUGAUCGUUGGUUCCAUGUUCUACACGCGGACGGAACAGACGCUACGGGUUGGUUAUUGGUCUAUGAUGCUUGGCUCUGCACAAGUAUUCUCUGGUUUUAUCAGCUUUGGUGUUUUGCAUAUUCACACCUCAUGGUUUGAACCGUGGCAAUGGCUCAUGGUUAUCACCGGUAUGAUAACGAUGAUCCUUGCCAUCUUAUUUUGGUUCUUGUUCCCUGAUUCGCCUACGAACGCCUGGUUCCUGACUCACGAUGAGCGAGUGAAAGCUGUGCAGCGCAUCAAGGAAAACCAGACAGGGGUAGAAAACAAACACUUUAAGAUGGGGCAGAUGAUCGAAGCCCUGACCGACAUCAAGACAUGGCUCUUCGCUCUCCUCGCAGCUCUAUGCAAUGUGCCUACCUCAGUCUUAAACCAACAGUCACUCAUCCUCGUUUCGUUUGGAUUUAAUUCUCUACAGACGACUCUGUUAUCUUGUAUUACUGGUGUGAUUCAAUUCUUGGUAGUCUUCACUGCUGUCCGGCUUGCAGCACGAUGGCCCAAUGCGAGAGCAUACGUUGGUGCUAUAUUCUACAUCCCGGGGUGGCUGGGGGUCUUGCUAAUCAAUUUAGUUCCUUGGUCGAAUCGGGCUGGACUUCUCGCCGGCCAGUACCUGUCUGCGUUCCCUGUGCCCGGAUUUGUACUGGCAUUGUCGUGGCUUAAUAAUGUGACUGCUGGUCAUACAAAGAGGGUUGUUACUAACGCCACUAUACUCUCGGCUUACUGCGUUGGCAACGCAACUGGCCCCUUGAUGUGGAAGGCACAGUAUAAGCCACGCAACCAUAUCCCAUGGGCUGUGAUCGGCACAUGCUACGUCGUCUGCCCGCUACUUCUCCUUGUCAUCCGUGCUGUUCUUGUCCGCGAGAACCGAAUCCGCGAUGCAGAGCCUGUUGGCGAGGGAGAAGAAUACGUUAUCGAGCGAAUCGAAGAGGAUGGGAAGUGUGUUAAAGUCAAAGUCGACAAGGAAUUCCUGGACCUGACGGAUAGGCAGAAUAGAGACUUCAGAUACGUUUUAUGAUAUCAAUCAAGCAAUCUCGGUCCUUUAAGUGUUCAGAAAUGGCAUCGUGUUCAUUGAUCAGUGACACGGCCUACAUGUAUAUGUUAAUCACGCUGUCUGUAAACGUGGAAUAAAAUAGAGACUCCAAACCGCUC
Molecule: messenger RNA, 1994 nt
Organism: Suillus bovinus
Lineage: Eukaryota; Fungi; Basidiomycota; Agaricomycetes; Boletales; Suillaceae
Product: MFS general substrate transporter
Exons: 22
Coding region: 268-1860 (530 amino acids)
Biological process (GO): transmembrane transport
Cellular component (GO): membrane
Molecular function (GO): transmembrane transporter activity
Source: RefSeq, a predicted model, not a curated record